This is a messenger RNA of Hemicordylus capensis (graceful crag lizard), 1378 nucleotides long. RefSeq names its product prostate androgen-regulated mucin-like protein 1 (gene PARM1). The record is from RefSeq and is a predicted model, not a curated record. Gene Ontology annotation, cellular component: late endosome; plasma membrane; early endosome. NCBI's taxonomy places the organism in Eukaryota, Metazoa, Chordata, Lepidosauria, Squamata, Cordylidae. Bases 398 to 1300 code for a protein of 300 amino acids. The transcript has 4 exons.
UGAGAUGGCCCCACCCUUUCCGUCUAAGUUCUUGCCUGGCUUGGUCAGCAACGUUGAGAAGUCUGCGCUCACCGUCCAGCAGAGGCCGCCCUGAGGCAGAGCCAGGAGGGAGCGACGAGGGUAGGCUGCGGCGGCAGGCGAGAGCCAGUGGACGGAGCCCCAUGGGAAGGACGGCGGGAGGCGUUUCACUGCAGCAGUCCCGAGCGCGCGAGAGAGACGCACUUCAGGAACAGGAGGAAGACGCAGGAGCUGCUGGUGUUCUUGGCUGCAGACGCUGCCUGCCGGCCCUCCGCAAGAAAAAGGCGCUUGACCGAGCGCAGCUGCCCUGCCCGGGCCAGCAUCUCCUUCCAGCCGCUCUCGUCGCGGUGGUCUUUGCGGACAGGCGCCGGUGGGCACAAUGGCUCAUCGGGGUGGCCAGACUCUUUCUGCCCUCUUCCUCGUCAUCCUAGCAGCAGGAUUGAAUUUCUACUCUGCCUCUUCAACUAGUACAUUUGCUCCAUCAAAGAUAGUUACCUCAGGAAGAACAGGACCUGAUAAUCAAACUACUGCACCAAAUGACAGCACUUCGGUGAGCUCUAUACCAAUAUCUACAGCAACAGUCACUUUUUCCACACCUACAGAACAGAGUUAUAAUACCACAAAUUCUACAGCAACCACCCCCAUGGUGGAGACUUUGAUUCCAACCACCCUAUCAAGAACAUUACACAUAAGUAUUUCAACAGUCAACCCAUCACCACAGUCAAGCACUGGAUUACAAAGCACAGAGCACACCACAUCUGUGACAUCAGUCACCAGUCUGACAGCAAGUACCAUUCACCAUUCAGAAACCCCAACAAUCACCUCUACACCUAAUACAAUAGCAUCAUCCACCAUUAGUCCUAAUAUUACUUCACCUAAUACUACUAACCUUAGCCCUGCUAGCACCACCCAGUUACUAAGUGCAGAAACAUCAACGGUCAUUUUAACCACAACCAAAGAAGUCCCUACUGAAAAGACAACUGGAGAAACUAUUCCAGCAUCUACCGUCCCGGACCAGACAUCUUCACAAGUGAUUUCAGCAAAUAAAGCCACCACCGACAGCACCGCAUCCUCUUCAGGGGUGACCAUGCAAGAGGUUCGGCGUGCUUUGAGUUCAGGAAGCAUUGCAGCUAUUACUAUCACAGUGAUUGCUGUGGUUCUGUUGGUGUUUGGCAUAGCCGCAUUCCUGAAGAUUAGACAUUCUUCAUACGGAAGACUCUUAGAUGAUCACGACUAUGGAUCCUGGGGAAACUACAACAACCCUCUAUACGAUGACUCUUAAUGGAAAAACCUUAUUUGAGCCAAAAACUAUUGUAUUUAUGAAGCACUUCUUUCAGUAAAAGUGCCAUUGUCUAAUAUC